Molecule: messenger RNA, 423 nt
Organism: Plasmodium reichenowi
Lineage: Eukaryota; Apicomplexa; Aconoidasida; Haemosporida; Plasmodiidae
Product: activator of Hsp90 ATPase, putative
Exons: 3
Coding region: 1-423 (140 amino acids)
Source: RefSeq, a predicted model, not a curated record
AUGAGCUUUGAAAUUACGGAAGAGUAUUAUGUUCCUCCUGAGGUUUUAUUUAACGCUUUUACCGAUGCUUAUACAUUAACACGACUAUCCAGGGGAUCUUUAGCUGAAGUGGAUUUAAAAGUUGGAGGAAAGUUCAGCCUUUUUUCUGGGAGUAUAUUAGGAGAAUUUACCGAAAUAACAAAGCCACACAAAAUAGUGGAGAAAUGGAAAUUUAGAGACUGGAAUGAAUAUGACUACAGUACAGUAACAGUGGAAUUUAUAAGUGUAAAAGAAAAUCACACAAAGUUAAAGCUCACACAUAAUAAUAUACCAGCAAGCAACAAAUAUAACGAAGGUGGUGUUUUGGAAAGGUGCAAAAACGGAUGGACACAAAACUUUUUACAUAAUAUAGAAGUUAUAUUAGGAUAUCCAAAAAAGAAAUAA